Messenger RNA from Scleropages formosus (Asian bonytongue), 440 nucleotides. RefSeq names its product NADH:ubiquinone oxidoreductase subunit A2 (gene ndufa2). NCBI's taxonomy places the organism in Eukaryota, Metazoa, Chordata, Actinopteri, Osteoglossiformes, Osteoglossidae. Gene Ontology annotation, cellular component: respiratory chain complex I. The record is from RefSeq and is a predicted model, not a curated record. Bases 61 to 363 code for a protein of 100 amino acids. The transcript is spliced from 3 exons.
AUUGGUCUGUGUCACGGAAACGGUGGGUUCAAAGGAAAUAAUAACUGCUACUUGAAAAUCAUGGCUGCUGCAGCGGUGAGAGCUAUCGGGUCUAACCUUGGCAGAAACCUCCGGGAGGUUCGGCUACAUUUUUGCCAGACGUCAGUGGCGAGUCAAGGCGCAAGAGAGUUCGUGGAGCAGCAUUAUGUGACACUGAAGAAGUCGAAUCCGCAAGUCCCGAUCCUGAUCAGAGAAUGUUCUGGAGUGCAGCCUACACUGUGGGCUCGAUACGAAUUUGGUAAAGAAAGGAGUGUGACUCUGGAAAACAUGAAUGUGGACCAGGUGGCAAAGGCUUUGGAAACAGUGGUUAAUACCAAACCAUGACAAAGGGAUUUCUUCUUGACAGAGUGCUAAGAAAUGUUAGUGUAAAACUGAGUAUGUUUAAUAAAUGCUAAUACAUA